This is a messenger RNA of Magallana angulata, 1186 nucleotides long. RefSeq names its product mid1-interacting protein 1A-like. Bases 257 to 754 code for a protein of 165 amino acids. The transcript has a single exon. Gene Ontology annotation, cellular component: cytosol. The record is from RefSeq and is a predicted model, not a curated record. Lineage: Eukaryota; Metazoa; Mollusca; Bivalvia; Ostreida; Ostreidae. Gene Ontology annotation, biological process: regulation of lipid biosynthetic process.
GUUACUAAUACAUAAAGUAAUGCAACCGGCAAAAGUGCUAGCUGAGUGUGUCUGUAAGCUGGUACUGGCAAAUAAUGUGACUCGUGCAGUUGUUACAAGAUAAAGAGCUUGUUUUUUCUGUGCUCGAGGAAUAGUGCAUUGGUUAUUCGGCAUUUUGUGGAAUCUUCGUCCAGACUGCCUGAUUAUCUGUUCACGCCCUGCGGACGUUUUGAGGAAAUAACAGUGAUCAGGUUACAUAGUGAGUACAGAAUUUAAGAUGUCGGAGAGUCGGAUAUCGAACGGCUCUGGCGAACAGAAGCCGAGCCAAUCGCUGCUGACGGUUCUCAAUAAAUUUGUCCAGGCGGUGAAUGUUAUGGACGAUACGGUGAUGAUCCCGAGUCGCCUAAAGGAUAUGGAAAUGGGAUCCAAAAAUCCGGAAAUCCGAGAGGAAAACAACAACAUGGCGCUGAUGCCCAUUAUGAAUCCAGGAACCGAUUUAUAUAGUUUCUACAAACUGUUGAAUUCAAUCAAAAAGGAGAUCAUUAGCGGGAGUCCCGGGGCCGUGGAAGAGAAAGCUGUGACGUCAUCAGACUCGGAGGACGAUACCUCGAAUGACUCUUCCAACCAGACGGCCGAAUUGUUUCGUCAUCAUCUGCAGGGACUUUAUAACGUCAUGGACCAACUGACCAAUACAGCAAAGGCGCUGACGGACAAAUACGAGACUGAGUUCGUUGGGGAGGGGUCGACACGGUCCAUUUCUUCGUUCGCUAUCUGACACCCCCACGCUGAAAUAACUUGUGGAUGUUGUGUUAAAUAGUGCCUGACUAAGAAUGAAAGAGAGAGAGAGAGAGAGGAUGUGAACGCGAUUUUUCAAAACGAGUUUUUUUUGUUCAAUUAACUUAUGUUUCUGUUGUGUUUUGAACGGAGUCCAGACCACACCAUUUCGUUCCAAGUGCAAUGAAGUUUGAUGUCAAUAAUAAUCGAUGCACAGUAUGCCUAUUUUUGAUGUGGCAAAGUCAGUCCUUUACGAGCAUGCGUGUUUUUUUUCUCUUUAUUUAAUAUUUAUUUGUUCUAAAUUUAUUUUGCAAAUUAUUGUCGAUUUGCAAAUAAAAAAUGUGUUCAUUGCGUAAUGUUUUAAAAACAUUAUUAUUGAUAUAUAAUUAUGAAUAUUAUUUUUUUUUUUUAUAGUAAAUGCCUAAAAUCUUUA